AUGAAAAAGAAGACACACCAACAACAACAACAAUCUCACAUGGGGAGUAGUAGUGGAGGAGGAGGUAAUGGAAUGAAUCCUCAUCAUCAUCAUAGAAAACCACCCACUCAUCCCCAUAGCAACAACCACUCUCAUCAUCAUCGAAACGGCAUCAACAAUAAUAAUAACAAUAAUCAUCAUCAUAACAUUAAUAAUAAUAAUAAUAAUAAUAACGGAAGAACAAAACCAUCGCACAGCAACUCAAAGGCUUCUUCUUCAUCAUCAUCGAUACACCAACAACAACAACAACCCUCAACCGCAAACUCACGUUCAGUACCAAUAUCCUCCAACUCGCAGACUUCUACUGGUCCACCAACAGUACCACCAUCGUCGGUCAGUACAAGCACAACAAACACAAAUGACACCACACCAUCCUCAUCAUCCAAUGUCUUUAUAGGGGAUAAACCGCUCGAACCCUAUCUCAACGACCUAUUCUCAGCUCUUGUCAAUGGUACCAAAGCUUCCAACAACCUUCCCUCCAAUCAAGACUUUGAGUUCUUUUCGAGCCAUUUCCCUCAAUUUAGAGGAGCCAUGGAUGAGAGUGCUUCAUCCCUGCGCAAUACUUUGUCGUCGUUUUUUGGGGGCCAAAAGAUGAUGAAUUCUGCCCUCCUCGAGGAUGAUCCAGAAAUCAUGUUCGAGUCGACCGUGGAUUUACUGGAUCAAUACUUUGAAAAUGUAGAUAUUGCUCUCGAUGAGAUGGAGUUGAAUUCAACAGAAAGUAGAGGUGUAGGAGUGAAUCCUUCACUUACAAAUGGAUCUUUGAAUUCACACGCAACCUUGUCAUCAUCAAAUACUGAUCCUCACAUGUCACUCAAAUCCAUGAGUCGACCACAAUUGAAAUGGACAGAUAUCGACAACUCGAACAGACCAUUCGUGCCUAAAUUAAAGACAAAACCCAAUGCCUUUGUUGCAACCCUGGAACAAUCUCUAACAGUUGGAUCCCUGGAUGAACUCGACGAAAAGACACGUUCCUUCCAAACAUUUGAACAAUCGACAUUGCCUCCAUUCCCAUUUCGUCUUGGAGUCGGAAAUGGUAUGGGUGGAGAGCCAGUUCGUGAAAGUUAUCCACAUCCCUAUCUUCCUGAAUUGUUGAGUCUUGAGUUUAUGCCCUCUCAAUACAAACCACCUGAAAUCAUUACUCCAUUCUCAAAAUUAGAGGACUCAUCCUGUACUUGGAUUAGUACUGUGGAUGAUCUCCAUCGAUUGGCAAGUUUGUUGGAAGCUCAGGAUGCAUUUGCCAUCGAUUUGGAACAACACAGUUACCGCUCGUUCCAAGGAUUUGUUUGUUUGAUGCAAAUUUCAACGAGAAAUGAAGACUUUCUCAUUGAUACCAUUGAAUUGAGAGAGCAUAUGCAUAUUUUGAACUCAUCCUUUACUCAUCCAAAGAUUGUAAAAGUGAUGCAUGGUUCCGAUUGUGACAUUUUGUGGUUACAACGUGAUUUUGGUAUUUACGUUGUCAACAUGUUUGACACUGGCCAAGCAUGCAGAGUGUUGACGCUUCCAGGUUGUUCUUUGGCCUAUCUUCUCAAACAUUAUUGUGGUAUUGAGGCAGACAAGAAGUAUCAAUUGGCAGAUUGGAGAGUAAGACCUUUACCGAGUGAAAUGGUGAAAUAUGCACGAGAGGAUACUCACUACUUACUUUAUAUUUACGACCGAUUGAGACAAGACAUGUUUUUCAAACCAAAUUUGUCUUCCAGCAUCACUGGUGUCGAAAGAAUGGAAGAAGUAUUAGUACGAUCUCGAGAGUUGUGUAUGAGAAGAUAUGAAAAAGAACUUUUCACAGAAACAUCUUAUCUCUCUCUCAUUAACAAAUUCACACGGAGUGUAAGGAACAUUAAUGAAAAGGUCAUUCGUGUGCUCUACAAGUGGAGAGACACAGUUGCAAGAAAGGAUGAUGAAAGCGUUCGUUAUGUGCUUCCCGAUCACAUGAUUCUCUCCAUUGCUGAACAAGCUCCAACAGAAGUCAGCAAAUUGCUUGCUUGUUGCAAUCCUGUUCCAAAACUCGUACGUCGUGACGCUAAAGUAAUUGUCAAUCUCGUUAGUAAGACAUUGAAUGAUGAAAGCAAUGACUUGACAGAACCAUCCUUCUCCACACCUAGUAAGAUUCCCGAAGAUCAUUUCAUUAAUCAACAUGCAAAACCAUCCUUUGAAUUGGAAUCACCUAUUUUCAAUCCACACUACAAGACUCCUUCACGAAUGAGCCCUGUCAUGAAUACUGAUGAUUUAUACAAUAUUGCUGGAUGGAUCGAAUCUAAAAACUAUUAUCCAUCAUCAUCGAUAUCCAAACUUUCAUUUUCCGAAGAAGAUCAUGAAGCUUUGGAUUCACUACCUUUUGAACCUCCACAAUUGGUACCACAUCAGAAUCAACGAUCGGUGAAUGUGACUCCUAGUAAGAGUUCACUUUUCUUCCCAUCUUCGAUGAGUUUUCCAUCCUUGCAUAAUCAAGAAAAGGUUUCAAAAAUCAUGUCAUCCUUCUCAUCCUUUGGUUCCUCUCAGAAACAACACUCUUCACAUCAGAAUGAUGUAUCCAUGAUGAGUCUCGAUGAUUCUGACAUGCUAUUCAUGCCGUCAACAAGAUCCACAACGAGUAGUAGCAACACCAUUCACCAUCAACAACAGAUGGAUCAAAUGGACACCACUUCGAGUUUCCUUCUCAAUCAUCAUCCAUCCAUGUCAAUGAUGAACGACCCAAAUACUACUGCGAGUACUCCAAAUCAAUCCUCAAAGAAACCACCAGCAUCCGUACGAAUCACUCCCGAAGAGGAGAGAGUCCCUUCGAGCCUUAAUGAAAUUUACAUGCUCUCUCAAAAGAAUCGAAAGAAGAACAAGCAAUGUAAAAAGAAAAAGCUCAAACAAGACUCUGUUUCGGAUCCUUCUCCUGCAUUUGUUGGUGAAGGAGGAGAGGUGGCAGUGACGGAUGCAAAUGGAGAAGAAGCAUCUAGUGACGCUUCACAGUUGAAUCGUGCAGCAGACAUGACUGCUUCGAUGCCACUCGCCCAAAAACCUGUGGACUUUAUGAAGAAGAUUGGGUGGUUGGGAGCUGAAGAGGAAUUAUCAGCCUCUGAAGAAGAGAAGGAAGAACAAGAAGUGAAUGCAUCUGUACAAGUGAAGGUUCCUAGUUUUAGCAAGCCAAACAUGAACGUGCGAAAGAAACCCUCGAAAAAUUACAUGUUCUCUAAGCAAAACAAGUAUUAA
Naegleria fowleri is the source of this 3234-nucleotide messenger RNA. RefSeq lists its product as uncharacterized. Lineage: Eukaryota; Heterolobosea; Eutetramitea; Acrasida; Naegleriidae. Gene Ontology annotation, molecular function: nucleotide binding; 3'-5'-RNA exonuclease activity; nucleic acid binding. Bases 1 to 3234 code for a protein of 1077 amino acids. The transcript has a single exon. The record is from RefSeq and is a predicted model, not a curated record. Gene Ontology annotation, cellular component: nucleolus; nuclear exosome (RNase complex). Gene Ontology annotation, biological process: histone mRNA catabolic process; poly(A)-dependent snoRNA 3'-end processing; exonucleolytic trimming to generate mature 3'-end of 5.8S rRNA from tricistronic rRNA transcript (SSU-rRNA, 5.8S rRNA, LSU-rRNA).